Durio zibethinus is the source of this 3026-nucleotide messenger RNA. RefSeq names its product putative galactinol--sucrose galactosyltransferase 6. The record is from RefSeq and is a predicted model, not a curated record. Lineage: Eukaryota; Viridiplantae; Streptophyta; Magnoliopsida; Malvales; Malvaceae.
AAUCUUUCUGGUCGGUCUAAAUAAACAGGGAUUCAGGAUUGAUACAACGUGGAUCCGACUUGGCAAUCUAAUCUACCGUUAAGUCUAACCGUUUGAUAGGUAGCUCGAAAACAUUAUUAAACCCGGCAACAAAGUGGGACGGUAAUCCGAGAAGAAACUCAAAAAAGAAAAAAAAAAAUAGAGGACAGCGAUUGAGAGAGAGAAGGGAAAAAAAUGAUGUCAAAUUCUUGUUACAGUUCACGAUUCUUAGCUAUAAAUAGGAGUCUUUCUUUCAUUUGCUUUCACUCCAAAUCUAAUCAACGUCGAAGUUUGCAGUUCUCUAGGAACUUUUCAAAGCAAAAUUUUCAGAAACGUUUCCGUUCUGGGAUUUCAGGUGCUGGAGUUUCCAGGGUUUCUCCAAAUCCAGCGUUAUCGAUAUUGUCUUUUAAGAGACGUGAUUUAAAGCCACCUUUGAAGAAGCUAUAUAAAGAACAAGAAGAAGAAUUAGAAGGAAUGACGAUUAAACCGGCGGUUAGGAUCGCCGAGAGGAAAUUAAUCGUAAAGAACCGGACAAUCCUAACCGGAGUUCCCGAAAAUGUGAUCGCGACUUCCGGUUCAGAAUCCGGUCCGGUCGAGGGAGUUUUCCUCGGUGCGGUUUUUGAUGAAGAGAAUAGCAGGCAUGUGGUCCCCAUCGGCACUUUACGCGACGUCCGGUUCAUGUCCUGCUUUAGGUUCAAGCUAUGGUGGAUGGCCCAGAAAAUGGGAGAUCAAGGCAAAGACAUACCUCUCGAGACUCAAUUCCUAUUGGUUGAAACCAAAGAAGGGUCCCACCUUGACUCAACCGAAGAAAAUCAGAUCGUUUACACCGUAUUCCUGCCUUUAAUCGAAGGCUCGUUUCGAGCCGUCUUACAAGGGAACCAAAACGACCAGCUAGAGCUGUGUCUGGAGAGUGGCGACGCCGACACUAAAGCCUCGUCGUUCACGCAUUCUGUUUUCAUCCAUGCUGGCACUGACCCUUUCAGUACAAUAUCGGAAGCAAUCAAGGCCGUCAAAUUACAUCUCAAAACGUUCCGUCAACGGCACGAGAAAAAAUUACCUGGAAUCGUUGAUUAUUUCGGGUGGUGCACCUGGGACGCGUUUUACCAGGACGUUACUCAAGAAGGAGUCGAAGCUGGGCUCGAGUCUUUAGCUUCCGGUGGGACCCCUCCGAAGUUCGCGAUCAUCGACGACGGAUGGCAAUCCGUCGGUGGGGAUCCCCAGGAAGAAGAAACUUCAUCGUCAUCGGCAGAUCAGGCCGAAACUAAACAACAGCCGUUGCUUCGUUUGACCGCGAUAAAAGAAAACGAGAAAUUCCAAAAGAAAGACGAUCCGACGGUGGGGUUAAAAAACAUCGUCAACAUUGCCAAAGAAAAACACGGGUUAAGUUAUGUGUACGUAUGGCACGCAAUUACUGGGUACUGGGGUGGAGUCCGACCUGGAGUUGAGGAAAUGGAAGGAUACGGAUCGAAAAUCCUGUACCCGAUGGUUUCGAAGGGAGUGGUGGACAAUGAACCGGGUUGGAAAACGGAUGCGAUAGCGGUUCAAGGGUUGGGUUUGGUAAACCCAAAGAACGUGUACAAGUUUUACAAUGAGUUGCACAGUUAUCUGGCGGAUGCGGGUAUAGACGGAGUUAAGGUGGACGUGCAGUGCAUUUUGGAAACUGUUGGUGCUGGGCUCGGUGGAAGGGUGGAGUUGACGAGGCAAUAUCAUCAGGCUCUUGAUGCAUCGGUGGGCAGGAAUUUUCCCGACAAUGGGAUCAUCGCUUGCAUGAGCCAUAACACAGAUGCACUCUACUGUUCGAAGCAGACGGCGGUGGUGAGAGCAUCAGAUGAUUUCUACCCGCGUGAUCCAGUAUCACACACCAUCCACAUUGCGGCGGUGGCGUACAAUAGUGUUUUCCUUGGGGAAUUUAUGCUGCCGGAUUGGGACAUGUUCCACUCUCUUCAUCCGGCCGCCGAGUACCACGCCUCAGCACGUGCUAUUAGCGGCGGCCCCAUCUAUGUUAGUGAUGCGCCUGGAAGGCAUAACUUUGAGCUUCUGAAGAAAUUGGUGUUGCCUGAUGGGUCGAUUCUCCGUGCGCGUUUGCCAGGACGGCCCACUCGUGAUUGCUUGUUCACAGAUCCAGCUCGUGAUGGGGUUAGCUUGUUGAAGAUAUGGAACAUGAACAAGUACACCGGAGUUCUUGGUGUAUACAACUGCCAAGGUGCGGCGUGGAACAGCUGUGCAAGGAAAAAUACUUUCCACCAAACCAAGAUGAAGUCCCUAUCGGGCCAUGUAAAGGGUUGUGACGUCCACCUCAUCGCGGAGGCCUCCUUGGACCAUGACUGGACUGGUGACUGUGCAGUUUACUAUCACCGGACCGGUGAAGUAAUCACCCUACCAUAUAAUGCAGCCAUGCCGGUGUCCCUCAAGGUCCUUGAGCAUGAAACCCUCACACUAACACCUAUCAAGGUUUUGGCACCAGGGUUCAGUUUUGCACCGUUGGGACUCAUCAACAUGUACAAUUCAGGUGGUGCUAUUGAGGGGCUAAAAUAUGAAGUUAGUAAUGGUGUCAAUUUAUCUGAGCUCGAUGUUGGAUACGGAGGUGAAAGCAGUGGCCUUAGUGGUGUGAGAGUAGAGAACUGUAGCAAUGAAUUGGUAGGGAAAGUUUGCAUGGAGAUUAAAGGUUGUGGCAACUUUGGUGCUUAUUCAUCAGCUAAGCCAAGAAAGUGCACUGUUGGAUCUAGUGAAGUUGAAUUUGACUACGAGCCAUCAUCCGGAUUGUUGAAGUUCAGCUUGGAAAAAUUGCCCGAGGAAGGGCAGAAAGUCCAUGUUGUUGAAGUUGAGUUAUGAGUUAGAUGCAGUACAGCAGAAUGUCAGAUUCACUGAGGAAUAUGUUGAGAGUAGGUCUUGCUCUAUUUGGGGUUUUAUCAUUAUAUCCCCUCAUAUUUUUUACCCAUUUAUUAGUUUUAUGUAUCAUUUAACAUGGAGGGAAGAGAUUGAAAUAAAAGUUUCUUCUUGCUAUUAAA